AUGUCCGAAUUGGCAUCAGCGACCCCUGUCAUUAUCCCCAUUCUGGGGCAGCCCAGCAUUGUGGUCGACAACGGCCUCUGGGCAGACUAUAUUAUCCAAGACCUCUUGAAAAAUAUCGCCUCCUCCACAUACGUUCUCAUCACUGACACGAACCUAUACAACACCUAUGUGCCACGAUUUCAAACGAGCUUCGACGCCACAACCAAGGGCCAGAAAACCCGACUUCUCACAUACACGAUCCCACCAGGCGAGGCGUCCAAGAGCAGGGAGACAAAGGGCGAGGUCGAAGACUGGAUGCUCUCGCAGCAAUGCACGCGCGACACAGUUAUCAUUGCCCUGGGGGGCGGUGUCAUUGGUGAUAUGAUCGGCUAUGUUGCUGCCACGUUUAUGCGCGGCGUCCGCUUCGUACAGGUUCCCACCACGCUGCUUGCCAUGGUCGACUCCUCCAUUGGUGGUAAAACGGCCAUUGAUACUCCCAUGGGCAAGAACCUGGUCGGCGCUUUCUGGCAGCCGCGACGAAUCUACAUCGAUCUCCAUUUCCUUGAGACCUUGCCCGUCCGCGAAUUUAUUAACGGCAUGGCCGAGGUAGUCAAGACAGCCGCCAUCUGGAGCGAGACCGAAUUUGAAUUUUUAGAGGCAUCUGCCUCCAAGAUCCUAGCCUGCGUUCACUCUAGGGCUACCGAUCGUCUGGUUCCAAUCAAGGACACGGUAAAACGAAUCGUGGUAGGAUCCGCUGGUGUCAAGGCUGAGGUCGUCUCCAGCGAUGAGCGGGAGGGUGGCCUACGCAAUCUUCUUAACUUUGGGCACUCCAUUGGCCACGGAAUCGAGGCCAUUCUUACACCACAGUUACUUCAUGGUGAGGCCGUAGCCAUCGGCAUGGUGAAGGAGGCGGAGCUGGCUCGCUACCUCGGCGUUCUACGCCCGGAGGCUGUUGCUAGGCUGGUCAAGUGCAUCGCUGCCUAUGGCUUGCCUGUCUCGCUGCAUGACAAACGCGUCCAGCGGUUGACCGCGGGUAGACCCUGUCCUGUUGAUGUUGUCCUGGAGAAAAUGGCUGUCGACAAGAAGAAUGAUGGUCUGAAGAAGAAGAUUGUGCUCUUGUCCGCCAUUGGCAAGACCUACGAGCCCAAGGCGAGCGUCGUCGAUGACCAAAGUAUCAAGGCUAUUCUUUCGCCAGCUAUCAUCGUUUCACCCACAGUACCUACCGACCUCAACGUCACCGUGAGCCCACCGGGGUCCAAGAGCAUCUCCAACAGAGCACUCAUUCUCGCCGCACUCGGAGCUGGACCCUGCCAAAUUAGGAAUCUUCUGCAUUCAGACGACACGGGCUACAUGCUUGCCGCCAUUGCUAAGCUUCACGGUGCCUCCUACUCGUGGAAGGACGGUGGUGAACUUCUCAUCGUCAAUGGCAACGCAGGCAAGCUAAGCGCGAGUCGGGAGGAGCUCUACAUCGGGAAUGCCGGAACUGCGUCGCGUUUCCUGACCACCGUUGCUGCACUAUGCUCGCCCACUGAUGCCUCGACUAGCGUUGUCCUCACAGGCAACUCACAUAUGAAAGUGCGCCCUAUUGGCCCGCUCGUCGAUGCGCUUAGACUGAACGGCGUUUCUAUCGAUUACUUGGAACAGGAUAAGAGCUUGCCUCUGAGGAUUGGUUCGUCCGGUGGGUUCGAGGGCGGUGUCAUCGAGCUCGCCGCCACGAUAUCGUCUCAGUACGUUUCAUCGAUUCUCAUGGCCGCUCCAUACGCCAAGAAGCCCGUUACUCUGAAGCUCGUUGGCGGUAAACCCAUAUCUCAGCUGUACAUUGAGCUGACGAUCGCGAUGAUGAAGUCGUUUGGCGUCUCCGUGACGACGUCAACUACAGAACUACAUACGUACUAUAUCCCUCAGGGCACCUACCAAAAUCCUUCAGAGUACAUUAUUGAAGGCGACGCUAGCUCAGCCACGUAUCCCCUAGCUAUAGCGGCAAUCACGGGGACCACCUGCACAGUGCCCAACAUUGGCUCGGUUUCGCUCCAGGGUGACGCGCGCUUCGCUGUUGAUGUUCUCCGCCCAAUGGGCUGCAUAGUCAGGCAGACGGAGACCUCAACAACUGUCACGGGCCCAAAGCCUGGGGCACUGGUGCCACUGCCGCACAUCGACAUGGAGCCCAUGACAGACGCCUUCUUGACUGCCUCUGUCUUAGCUGCAGUUGCGGGCGGUAAAACGAAAAUUACGGGCAUCGCAAACCAACGAGUCAAGGAGUGUAAUCGUAUUGCUGCCAUGAGAAUACAGCUUGCCAAGUUCGGUGUUCAGUGUGCAGAGCUGGAUGAUGGUAUUGAGAUUCUUGGCGUUGCCCCAGUCAAUCUGAAAACACCAGGCAAGGGCAUCUUCUGCUAUGAUGACCACCGCGUUGCCAUGAGCCUGAGCGUCCUGUCUGUUGUGGCCCCCCACGGUGCCGUUAUUACCCAGCAGGAUUGCGUUGGCAAGACCUGGCCUGGUUGGUGGGAUACUAUGUCUCAAUCGUUCAAGGUCCACCUGGAUGGCACGGACAAGUGCAAAGCGGAGGAGGAAGAGACACCACCAGCAACAGGGAACGACGAUCGGUCCAUCUUUCUGAUUGGUAUGCGUGGUGCUGGUAAAACUACUGCCGGAAUUUGGAUUGCGAAGAGCCUCGGCUGGAAAUCAAUCGACCUUGAUCAUGAGCUUGAACGCCGCACUGGUCUGUCAAUCCCAGAGAUUAUCGCGCGAGACGGCUGGGAAGGAUUUCGUAAGAAGGAGCUUCAGUUGCUCCAAGACGUUAUGGAAAAGCAGUCACUGGGCUACGUAUUCUCUUGUGGUGGCGGAAUCGUGGAAACAGCCGAGGCGAGGGACCUCCUUCAGGCCUACACUGGUAGCGGAGGCAAGGUCAUCUUGAUACAGCGCAAUGUUGAUCAAGUGAUGCAAUACUUGGAGAGGGACAAAAUACGACCUGCAUACAGCUCUGACAUUAGGGGUGUAUACAACCGCCGCAAACACUGGUUCGAACAAUGCAGCAACUUCCGCUACUACAGCAUCCACACCAACGAGCCCACUAGCAAGAGCAUCAUUCCGGACGAUUUUGCCCGCUUUGUAUCGAGCAUCUUCGGCAAAGACGCACAGCUUCCACAGUUGCGCAAAAAGCAACAAAGCUUUUUCGUUUCUCUCACGAUCCCGGACUUGUCUACUGCUACUGGGCUACUACCUAAGGCAGUCGUUGGCUCGGAUGCUGUCGAGCUCCGUGUAGAUCUUUUGAACAGCCAGGACCUAGAUUUUGUAACGGAACAAGUGUCAAUUCUCAGACAAUACACCGGCCUGCCCAUUAUCUUCACAGUACGCACCGCGUCGCAGGGCGGAUCGUUUCCCGAUGAUGCUACGGAAGCUUUGCUAGCGCUAUAUCAUCUCGGUCUGCAGCUUGGCUCAGAAUAUCUCGAUGUGGAGAUAACAACAGCGGAUGAGAUACUGGAAUCCGUCAGCUCCGCGCGGGGUCAUACCAAACUGAUUGCUUCCCAUCACGACCCGCGCGGUGCUUUAUCGUGGAGGAACGCGUCUUGGAUCGAACACUACAAUCGUGCUCUUCAGUACGGCGACAUUGUGAAGCUCGUGGGUCUGGCGCACAAAGUUGAAGACAAUUUCGAUUUAGUCCGAUUCAAGUCGAGAACGACUUCCGAGCAAGGCCCGCCCAUCAUCGCCAUCAAUAUGGGGACAGUUGGCCAGCUCAGCCGUGUCCUAAACGGCUUCCUGACACCCGUAUCACACCCAGCAUUGCCGUUCAAGGCAGCGCCCGGGCAGCUGAGUGCCGCAGAAAUUCGACAAGCGCUGACGCUUGUUGGACAGUUGGAGGCGCGCAACUUCUAUCUCUUCGGAAAGCCCAUUUCUCAGUCUCGAUCACCUGCACUCCAUAAUGGCCUGUUUGACCAAUGUGGUCUCCCGCACCAGUACCGGCUCUUGGAAACAGACAACGCAAUUGACGUGAGACCUGCUCUACGUGACCCUAGCUUUGGUGGUGCAUCAGUAACCAUACCUCUCAAGCUUGACAUCAUCGGCGAACUGGACGAGCUCACGGAAGCGGCACGUAUAAUUGGCGCCGUCAACACGGUGAUACCGCUAUCCAGUAGUGUAGGAGAUGGCACACAGCAUCUUCUCGGAGACAAUACAGACUGGAAAGGAAUUGUCCAUGCCCUUCGCAAUGGAGGCAUUGGGGAGGUCACCAGCAAUUCGACCGCCAUGGUCAUUGGGUCAGGUGGGACUACGAGGGCCGCCGUGUUUGCUUUGCACACUCUCGGAUUCGGCCGCAUCUACGUCGUCGGUCGUACGGCCAAGAACGUAGAGGCCAUGAUAGCCGAUCUCCCAGACGACUACAAUUUGCAGGCAGUCACGGAUGCUGCUACUAUUGCAGUGCUACCUAACGUUAUUAUCAGCACGAUUCCUGGCGACAAGCCAAUCGACCCUAUGACCGAGAAAGUCAUUAGCGCAGUCGUGAAUGCAUCCGCUACAGCCUUGCAACAACGUGUCCUUCUAGACAUGGCGUACAAACCUCGUGCGACUCCAGCGGUGAAGAUUGCUGAAAGUGCUGGUUGGCCUACAAUUCCUGGCCUCGAAGUCCUUGCAUCUCAAGGCUGGUACCAGUUCGUCCUAGGAACCGAGUAA
Messenger RNA from Cordyceps militaris CM01, 4641 nucleotides. Its product is annotated as pentafunctional AROM polypeptide. The record is from RefSeq and is a predicted model, not a curated record. Bases 1 to 4641 code for a protein of 1546 amino acids. Gene Ontology annotation, molecular function: shikimate 3-dehydrogenase (NADP+) activity; 3-dehydroquinate synthase activity; shikimate kinase activity. Lineage: Eukaryota; Fungi; Ascomycota; Sordariomycetes; Hypocreales; Cordycipitaceae. Gene Ontology annotation, cellular component: cytoplasm. Gene Ontology annotation, biological process: chorismate biosynthetic process; aromatic amino acid biosynthetic process. The transcript has 2 exons.